AUGGCCAAGGUCAAGAAUUUCGUCGAAGCGGCAAAGAAGGAUCUUCGAACAGACUACAACUGGAACAGAGCAGCGAGACUCUCCGUCAAAUGUGCUCGAGCCUUGCCAUCUGCCAGCUAUCAUUAUGCCAUUGACAAAGUCCCUAUCAUCGGCUGGCUGCCAAAGUAUGACUGGCGAUGGCUGAUAAAUGAUUUGAUUUCCGGCACAACUGUCGGCCUCAUGCUCAUACCGCAGAGUCUGUCGUAUGCCAAAAUUGCUACCAUACCUGUUGAGAAUGGGUUGAUGUCGUCUUGGCUACCUGCUCUGUUCUAUGCUUUCAUGGGCACCACAAAAGAUCUCUCAACAGGCCCAACAUCCCUCAUCGGCCUCUUGACCGAAGAGCAAGUCUCCCAUUUCGCACCAGAAGACGGUAGCGGCCAGUAUACCGCGACCCAAGUGGCCUCUGGCAUGGCACUCUGGAUGGGCGUCUUCGGCAUGAUUCUCGGCUUCCUCAAUCUCGGCUUCCUGCUGGACUUCAUCUCCCUGCCGAUCCUCUCGGGCUUCAUUACUGCCGUAGCCAUCACGAUCAUCCUCGGCCAGGUCCCCUCCCUGCUCGGCGAAGACAAGGGCGGUGAGAGCACGGCGGCCAAGCUCCACGAUGUGUUCAGUAAGCUCCCUACUGCGAAUGGAUACGCCUGUGCAAUUGGCUUCACGGGACUGCUGUUCCUGACUGUGAUUGAGAAGUGUGGUAAGAGGUGGAGCAACAAGAAUAAAGUGGUGUGGUUCAUCACGAUUACUCGAGCAUUUCUGUGUCUGGUCAUCUACACUGGCGUUAGCUACGCUGUCAACAAGAAGUACGACGACAGCGACGAUUAUCUCUUUGGCGUGGCUGAGGUUGAUGCGACUGGGAUCCCGAAGCCUGAGAUGCCGCCUUCGAGCCUACUCACGCAGCUUGCCGGAAGGAGUAUUGCUAUCUUCAUUGGGUCUGGUAUCGAGCACGUCGGUAUUGCCCGAGCGUUCGCCGUUAAGAACAACUACGUCUCCGACCAAACGCAGGAGCUGAGCUAUUAUGGCCUUACGAACUUCGUCAACUCCUUCUUCCACACAAUGGGCGUAGGCGGCGCUAUGUCCCGGACGGCCGUCAACUCCGCCUGCAAAGUGAAGUCACCACUCUCCGGCAUCUUCACGACGGCAGUCGUCCUCGUCUGUAUCUUCAAGCUCAGUAGCGCUCUGUACUGGAUCCCGAAAGCGACUCUCGCGGCAAUCAUCAUAUCUGCUGUUUGGCCCUUGAUCAGUUCACCGAAGGUCUUCUACACUUACUGGAAGACUUCCCUUGCCGAUUGGAUCUCCUCGAUGAUAGCGCUCUGGGUCUGUCUCUUCGUCAGUACAGAAGUCGGAAUUGCUAGCGCCGUUGGCUUCAACAUCGUCUAUGUUCUGCUUAGACAAGUUUUCACACGGAUCUCGCAUGCUGGAGCUGACAGCGACAUCGAGCUACAGCACAAUGUCGCUCCCAUUAACGCUGGAACAACGGCCCUCGGCGGCAUCCCAGCUGGAUUCCGAGUCUUCCGUCUCAACGAGUCCUUCCUCUUCAGCAACGCCUACCGCAUCGCCACUUCCAUGACCGACGCAAUCCAGACCCACCACGCCCCAAACUACUCCACCACCCGCGGCGCCGAAGCAGAGCGUAACUGGAGCGUAGCCGGUGAACGCCGUAUCGCGAAGCUUCGCAGAGCCGCAGGAAUCUCUGACCCAAACACUCUCCCACCCAUCCGAGUCGUGGUCCUGGACUUCUCAAAAUGUAAUCACAUCGAUUCCACGGCUGUGACGCAGUUGAAGAACUUCCUGGUGGAGUUGAAGAAGUAUGGUGGGGACAGUGUACAGGCGCGCUUUGUGGCGAUGAUGGGGUAUGUGAGGGAGAGGUUUGAGAGGGCUGGUUUCUUGCUUGUGAGGGAUGAGGAGGGAGGCUCUGAUCCGGAGGAUGUAAAUGAGGGGGCUAUUGCUGUGAGGGUUUAUGGGAAUGUUGGGCAGGCUUUGAUUGCGAGGGUGGAGGACGAUGGGAUUGGGUUUUUGGAGAAGGAGAAGGCGGAUGUUGAGGCUAGGGAGGUUGAGGGGAGUGAUGGGAGUUCUUAG
Messenger RNA from Fulvia fulva, 2109 nucleotides. RefSeq names its product putative sulfate permease. The transcript has 3 exons. NCBI's taxonomy places the organism in Eukaryota, Fungi, Ascomycota, Dothideomycetes, Mycosphaerellales, Mycosphaerellaceae. Gene Ontology annotation, biological process: transmembrane transport. Bases 1 to 2109 code for a protein of 702 amino acids. Gene Ontology annotation, cellular component: membrane. The record is from RefSeq and is a predicted model, not a curated record. Gene Ontology annotation, molecular function: sulfate transmembrane transporter activity.